Molecule: messenger RNA, 1974 nt
Organism: Camponotus floridanus (Florida carpenter ant)
Lineage: Eukaryota; Metazoa; Arthropoda; Insecta; Hymenoptera; Formicidae
Product: sec1 family domain-containing protein 2
Exons: 10
Coding region: 1-1974 (657 amino acids)
Biological process (GO): vesicle-mediated transport; intracellular protein transport
Source: RefSeq, a predicted model, not a curated record
AUGGAAAUCGUUGGUGACCUGGAGCAAUUUCUUGCCGAUACUUGGCACGAUAUUGCGAAUCUCGUACGGGAAUCCGCAGUUUACAUAGAUCAUGCAGCGACAGAGUGUCUGCAUUGGCAUACCGGUGGCAGGAUAUAUUCCUUCCUUAAGGAUGCUGGUGCAGUAUCCGUUUACGAACUGGCCAUGUACAAUUUUCGUUACGUGAAGGUGCAGAAUUGCAAGAAGGCUACUAUUAUUUCAACCUCCACAAAUCCAGCAUUUUAUCAGCGUACUGUCAAGAUGAUAAUGGAGAAGAAUGCAUUUGAUUGUUGUACAAUUGUCACUGCUGCACAUCCAACUGUACUGAGUUACGAAGACACAGUUCCAUUAGAGGAUAGAGUGGAUUAUAUCAAAUUAAAAAGAGAUGUGAAAAGCUGGAUGCGCUCCAAUCAACAGUCACAAGACUGUUUAGUGACAAUACUAUUUCGACCUAUUUUUAUUAGUCCAAUUGACAAUGGUUUAUUUGUGACACCACCCUUUGUUGAUCUAUUGUCACCUUUAAAUAGCGAAUUAAUAAAGAAUUCAGAGUGCGCGGUUGAUCAUCUCGUAAGCUUAUUUAACAGUUUGUUCGCAUACUUAAACUUGAAAGAAGACAUUUACUCGAUGGGAAAGUUCAGCGAAUAUGUUGCUGAAAAAUUAGAAACGUUACCAGCAGCUGUUAAUCGUAGAAAUAAUUUAAUUGGUGCAAAGAAAAAAGGAGUAUCUUUAAUCUUUGUCGACAGAGCAUUAGAUCUUUGUACUCCUACUAGUAAUAACACUGAAUCAUUGUUAGCCAGGAUACUAUGCACUUUACCACAUUUGUCUCAUCACUGCAACGACGUCGCCAUAAACAUGUCUUCUCUAUUUUGUGGUUCACAGGAACUUAUCGAAAUACCAGGAUGCUUAGCCAAUAAGGACAAAAGUUUGAUGAAUAUAUUAAUUACGAAAAAACAAAAAGAGGUGCUAAUUGCUACAAAUAAAAUGCUCAUCGACAUUUUGUCGACAAAAGAAAAUCUAAAACCAAAACUAGCAACAAGGAUUACUGCGCACAGUCUAGAAAAACUUGUAAAUAAAGUCAAAGAUAAAGAUAAUCUUCAUGCUAUAACAGAAUCAAGCAAAAAGCUUCAAGUGAUACUGGGAAUUGUACAAGCAUUAACAUCGGAGAAAACUUCCCAAUUAGAUCUGCUGAUUAGUCUUGAGAAACUAGUAUUGCAAAAUAUAGCUGUAAGUCGUGACUCUACGAACGUGCUUGGGCAAUUUAGCAAUAUAAUACGAACUCGCGAGAAACGAGGUCUGGAUACAGAUAAUAUCUUGGCCCUUUUGAUGCAUAUUUAUGCGCUUGCUGGAACUGAAAUACAAUUUUCUUCUCAACAAGAGCAGCAGCUAAAGGAAGCCAUCGCCGAUGCUUUAUUUGAAGAUGUUACAAAAUUAAAUGAGAAUCCAGUUAAUAAUAAGAUGUCAGUGUAUCAACAAACUUUAUUACUCUUUGCUGUUGCUGAUGAUCAAUCUCUGAAAGAAACAUCUGUGAAAGUAGCAGAACGCUUCAUGAAUGUUUUACAUGAAAUAGCACUGCAACGUGCAUUUCUACACAAUUACACCUCCUUAAUGUCCAAAUCAAAUUCUCAAGAAAUUGUUCAACGAGUUGGCAUUUUGCAACAAUUACUGAAAGACAUAUUCCAUCCAAACAGAUAUGAAAUUCCUGAUUUACAUCAGAGAUCGCCUUCAUUGUUUUCAGCUGGAUUCAAUUUAUUUUCCAAAGGAAAAGUGAAACAUCCGCGUAACAAUGAUUGGAUUAUUAUUUAUAUUAUUGGAGGCGUGACACCGGAAGAAGUAAGAGAAACUAAAGAAAAUAUAUCUUUAUUUAAUCCAAAUUGCCAAAUAACAUUAGCAGGCUCGAGAUUAUUAAAUCCGUUAGACAUAGUGGACAAAUUUCUCCUCUCAUCAAUUGAUUAUUAA